This is a messenger RNA of Solea senegalensis (Senegalese sole), 4321 nucleotides long. It is a transcript of the gene bicdl1, whose product is annotated as BICD family like cargo adaptor 1. The record is from RefSeq and is a predicted model, not a curated record. Gene Ontology annotation, biological process: vesicle transport along microtubule; Golgi to secretory granule transport. Bases 467 to 2329 code for a protein of 620 amino acids. NCBI's taxonomy places the organism in Eukaryota, Metazoa, Chordata, Actinopteri, Pleuronectiformes, Soleidae. The transcript has 11 exons.
CCGUAGCGGGAGCGAGCGCUCAAGAAGGGAAAGAGGUUGAGAAGAAGGCAUCGGGACCGCGCUCAUCUGUUUGACUGGCAAAUGCCACCGCGGUGUAAAAGGCCAGUCAUUAUGGGGGACCCGGGACUCCAAAACGGCGUGGACCCUGACCGACCGACCGAGCUGAGCUCAUCCAGGCGGUUUAUACCAGGAUAAGAAAAAAAAAACGUCACAUAUGUCUAUAGUGUGAGUCCAGUAAUAAAGGCUCAGCUGCUGGAGAGGCGGUGUUUGCUGCGAUUCAAUCAGAGUCAGAGUCUGGGAGGUUGAUCCAGGAGAGAGGGACCGUUACAGUCUAACAGGAUCCAGCUCUGAAUUUACAGAAUGAUGGAUGGAUUGUCGGUGAGAAGCCGGUCCGGUCAGCCCAUCCCAGUCAGAGCAAGGUGGGUUCACCCGGAGUAAAAGCCGUCUGCUCUUCCCUGUUGGCUGUAUGUCCGCCUCCUGCCUCGACCUGCAGACGUCUGCCGCGGUUUCAGCACCACUGGAGCUGGACAGCGACUGCAUGGAGCCGCGGCCCAGCCCCGGCGCGCACGAGCCCGGCGGCGGUUUCCAGGCUCACCCGCUGCGGCACGCCGGCUCCGGAGGCCUCGGUAUGGCCUUGGAGGAGGAACUGUCCAUGCUUACCGGCGAGCGGUGCAACGACGACGGUCAGAGGGAGCCGUCGCCGGACACAGAGACGCCUGUCGCGGGGCAUAACGCAGACUUACUGUCGCUCUUCCGUCAGAAGGAACGAGACUUGGUUUUGGCUGCUAAACUUGGCAAAGCGCUGCUGGAGAGAAACCAAGACUUGACCAAGCAAUAUGAGAAAAUGCACAAGGACCUCAACGAGAAAUUAGAGCACUUGGAGCAGGAGAAGCACGAGCUGCGCCGGCGUCUGGAAAGUCGAGAGGGGGAGUGGGAGGGUCGUGUGGCCGAGCUGGAGACAGACGUCCAGCAGCUGCAGGGGGAGCUGGAGCGUCACCAGGUCCAGUUGAGGGAUGUUGACCGGGACAAGACCAAGGCCAUCAGUGAGCUCUCUGAACAGAACCAUAGACUGCUGGAGCAACUCAACAGGGCUGCAGAGGUAGAGAAGCAGCUGUCCACUCAGGUCCAUUCAUUACGGGACGAUUUCAGGGAGAAGAGCAUGUCUACGAGCCAGCACAUGACACGACUGGAGACUCUACAGGCUGAGCAAGGGCUAGAAAUUAAGAUGCUGUCGGAGAGGAAGAUGGAGCUGGAGCGGCGAGUGCACGCCAUGCUGGAGGAGAACGAGCUGCUGCAGAGCACGGUGGUCGACCUCAGAGAGCGGACGCUGGUGCUGGAGAAGCAGUGUCAUGAGAAGGACUUGCAGUUGCGACAGAACCAGCUGGAGCUGCAGGAGGUUCAGUUGUCCCACAGACAGCUGACUGCUCGGCUGGAGGAGCUGACAGACGAGCACAGCCUGCACAGCCUCACCCCACACCCAUCCAGUCUGCUGUGUGAGAUAGAACAGUGCAUGGAGCAGGAAGAGCAGGAGCAGGAGCGGGAGCAGUUGCGUCUUCAGCUGUGGGAGGCUUUCUGUGAGGUGCGCUCACUCUGCUCUCAUCUACGAGGAAACGACGUCACGGACUCCGCGCUGUCCACCGACUCUUCCAUGGACGAGUCCUCAGAGACGUCCUCAGCCAAGGAUGUGCCUACUGGCAGCCUCCACACCAGCCUUCUGGAGCUGCGGAGACUAACACAGAACCUGCUGGAUGGCAACGAGUCCACGGGCUCGCGGCGCAGCGAUGAGGAGGCUCUGGAGGAGCAGGUGAGGAAACUGGGAGAAGAGCUGAGAGACACCAGGGAGCUGUACGAGGCUGAGCUCGACAAGACACGUGGCAGUGAACGAGAGCUGCUGCAGCUGCACAACCAGAUGGCGCUGCUCUCGGUGGAGGUUUGCUCUCUGCAGGACGAUAACAAGCGGAUACGGACGAUGGCUGAAGUGCGAGAACCCAGCGAGCAGCUCCAGAGCGCGAUCAGAGACAGAGACGAAGCCAUAGCCAAAAAAAAAGCAGUGGAAAUGGAGUUGGCAAAAUGUAAAAUAGACAUCAUGUCUCUGAAUAACCAGCUCUUAGACGCCAUCCAGCAGAAACUCAACCUGUCGCAGCAGCUGGAGGCCUGGCAGGAUGAUAUGCACAGAGUGAUUGACCAACAGUUAAUGGACAAGCACCAGGACGAGUGGCGCUCCUCCCCACCAGGGUCAUCGCGGGCCCACGGCAGUCAGUCCUCCAGACGAGCACACCGCAUUUCCGACCGGGACAAGAGACUUUUCUCUUUUUUCAAGAAGAAUUGAGUCCCGUUGGACCGUUCCUGUACACAGCAAACAGACACAGAGACAACACGAGGGACAAGGAGGUGGAGACGGGGGGAACCACUCAGCCAAAGAAGGGCAGUGCCUGUUUUCACAUUGGCACAGUUCUGGCACGGUUCCAGUUCCCCAAACAAAUUACGAACCAGUCGACUCAAUCAUUCAAAAUUACUUAUUAAUUAAUAUAAACUUUUUAUUAUUAUUGUUUUUCUGCAAACCCUGACAUCAUCAGUGGGUGAGUCAACGUAAACUACAGAGCUGCUGUAGCUGAUUUACAACAAGCAAGGUAACGUCCUCUGGCAGGAAAUAAUGCAGUUCACAUAAAUCAGGCAACAUGUCAGACAGCUCGUCUCUUCACUGUCUGCUUCUAUCGUAGAUGAUGUGCUAGAACAGUCGGAGAACAUUUUACGGGAUCCUCAAAGAUCCAGAGAGCUGGUGGAGGAAUCACUGAAAUGUGCUCACAGCGAACAGAGACAGAGCGAUGGGAACAAACCCAAGCAACUGAAUUUGUGAUUAGCUCUAGGUAAAUCAUCGACUUAGACUGGAUUUACCAAGAGUUAGUCUGCACAGCUAUACGAGGUAAUGCUAACACAACACCUACCCAGUCCAGUGACAACAACACUAUCUUUAGCUGGUAGACGCCAGAGUUGAACGUUUGUCACAAAGCCAGAUUAUGUCCGUUUGUUUCUCUCCAGACUCUUGUAAACAGUGACUCAAUAAAGUAAGAUGAAGGGAAGUUAAUCCAGAAGUUGAGGAUGUCAGGAUUCUGCAGGUCCAGAAUAAUGUCUUCUCCGACUGUUUCCAAACUCAAAUAAGGAUCAGAUUCAGUCUGUCAAGUGCAAUAUAUUUAAAAUGCAGAUGGAACCGCUCCCGUUCAUUUGUGCUGCAUCGAUGGGAACUGUGCCAUUGGUUGCCAGUGUGAAAACACUACCUGAGGUUUGAGAGGGGGGUCAUUUUGCACUUUAUCUGUCUCAUUGCUCUUCUCCUUGCUGAUGGAUUGGCGUCUGCAAACAGUGAGUAUCAGAAAUGUAAGAGCGGGAUUUCCCCAGAGGCUUUGGCUUAAGCCCCUCUUCGAAAGUUAUCAGUCUUAACAGGGUCACAAAGUUUACCUCCAGAGAGGAAGGUUUCCUUGUAGUGCCUCUAUGACCAUCUCUACUAGCCCACUGCCAACUCUGUAGAGAGGGGAAUACUAUGUACACAUUGUUAUUGUAUGCAUCCCAGUUAUCAGGCCAAGGUGUCUGGGGAAAGACGAGGUGGACAUAAUGGGACAGUGAGGGAUCACUGGAAAUGAAGCUGUGAUCGCUCAGGUUUGUUCAUUUGCCCAGAUGUUUGGAACAUGAAGGCCAACUUUACAGAUCAUAGCAUAAUGUAUUUUUGAUAAAAGAAAUGAUAAAAAAAUAAUCUAUUACUUUCUUUAUCCAUAGCCACACAGAGUGUAUUUUGUAUGAUUUAAUGUCCAAAAAAAACGUUUAAAAAGGAUUCUGAUUUACUUCCAUGAAGUUCAGGGAUUCACAAGAGAGAUAUGAAAGCUGCACUGAGAGUAUUUUUAUAUUAGCAGUUGAUCAAAUAAAUAUGUGUGAUACAGAAAGGAGCACAGGUGAUGGGGAUCACAUUAACGAUUACUGUGUUCAGUUAGAAGUCGGAAGAGUGUGACAGCAUGAACUCUCAAACUGAGGAAAUCAUUCAUUUGAUCAUUAACACCUGUGAUUUUCCUACUGUCAAAAUGGCUGCUGUGACUCUGCUGUUGGUCCUGCAGAGCACUCACAAGUGCACGUCACUUUAACUGGGUGUUCACACCAAAUGUAUACUUGUGGUGUGUGGUCACCCAGAGCUCUGCAACACUUCCACUUCCUUAAUUCCAGCCAUGGUGAGUUAGGUGCUCCUCCAGUGAAAAACACUGGUUUCUAAUUGAGGCAGAUGGCGGCAAAAAAAUGCACCAAAAUGGUUAGCACUCUUGCCUUUGCAGCAAGAAGACAA